GGGAAUUCCAUUUUGGCACGGUCGCCAUGUUAUAUUAUACACGAGCAAAGUACAGUGUCGAUGUCGGGUUUUAAAAAAAGACUUGUUACAAGAACUCGAUGUAAAUAAAAAAACAUUUUUAUGAUAUGUGAAAAACAGAAGAAGAUGAUAUCAUCAGGAUGGAUGGGAAAAGCGAAACAGUCAAGCUACGAUUGGCUGUAUGUGAGGCUGGUCACAGAGGUAGGGUGCAGGGAUUGCUUCAUAUGCUCUCACGCACUUACCCUGAAUUAGAAGUCGAAUACUAUGAACUACCGUACAAUCGCAAUGAAAUUGAUGAUUUCAAGUUAGCAUCCGAUACCAACCUCGUGCUACUAUGUCAUUCUAUCGGGAACAGAAGAAUUGUCAUCACUGAUGUCCAGGGCGCCCUCUACGAUGAAUUCCUGAACUACACAGCUGAAACCGUCGGUCGAGACAGGGUAUGUAUUAUAGUCCACGACUUUACAUCAAUCGAAGAUUUGAGCAAACCUGAUAGGUACAAACUGAAGAUGGAACAGUUGAGAAAUCAACAAGGUAAAGCCUUUAAAAACUCUUAUCUUGUCAUGAUGUGUGGUGAACUUUGUGGACCAGGCGUUCAGUUACUGCAAAGAAACUUGAACGACUUGGAUGUAUUCAUAAGGAAUGCGUUCUUGGAAGUGGAGGUUGCGACGUCAAACCUUAGUUUCUUCAUAUUCAGACACAAUGGAAGAAGGGCCUUGUUUUACCAACUGUUUGCAACAUUGUCAUAUCUGGGUAAAUUACUGACAAAGGCCCGAGACAAAGGCCCCAGUAAGCCAGAUCCAGUCCGGGUCAUAAAAAGGGCUCCAGCCCGGACUAUGGCACGGGCUGCAGCUCAACAAAAUGUAAAAAUGGUAACGCUAAAAUCGGGGCUUUGAUCCAUUCCGAGACUUGUUUCAAUUCAUUGGUUGACCCGUUCACUGUGUCAAGUAAAUGCUUUGGGCCCGUUUGGGAAAAGACGUUCAUCGAUACAAGCAAGAAAAUGAAGCGGGUCUAAUAGUGAGCCUUGUGGGACUCCACAUGAAAUUAAUUUGGUAGUAAAAUUGGCAUUUGUCAUAAAAAGUUGGAAACAUACUGGUAUCUUUUUUUAGAUAGAUUCUAAACUACACCAAUACUGUCCCUCUGAUUCCAUAUAAUUGAGUUUGUACCACAGCAUAAUCAUGAUUAAUUGUGUUUAAAGCCUAAUUGGAGAAGUCAAGGUACAAUAUAUUUAUUCAAUUCCAUUAGUAAUUCAGUAAUCAUUCUUAAUGAAUCAAUGGUAGUACUUUCUCUUUCACGGAAACCAAACUGCAAAGAAUAAACAAUCAUUGUAUGUGUAUUUAUUUUUUCCCCUUGUGUAAAUACUACUUUUCCAUAACUGUUGAUGCAAGCGGAAAC
Messenger RNA from Lytechinus variegatus (green sea urchin), 1410 nucleotides. RefSeq lists its product as uncharacterized. The transcript has 3 exons. Bases 159 to 911 code for a protein of 250 amino acids. The record is from RefSeq and is a predicted model, not a curated record. Lineage: Eukaryota; Metazoa; Echinodermata; Echinoidea; Temnopleuroida; Toxopneustidae.